CCCCUGGUCACCUGCCUCAACACCUCGCUCUGGCAUGCGAACCCCGACUUCUGCGUCGCAAAGUCCUGCACACCACCGGACAUCAUGAACGGCAACUUUAACUACACAACUGACCUCGUGUUAGGGACGACAAUAAUCUACACUUGUGACAUGGGGUACCGAUUAGUCGGGCAGGAGUCUGCACAAUGUGUCCUUCAUAACAAUGAAGUUUUUUGGGAUAACGUUCCAUACUGUGCCAGUAUUCCCUGCUCACCACCUCCUGCGAUCGAGAAUGGGCAGUCCAGCGAUGGGAACAGAGACUUCACCUUUGGCAUGGCUGUAACCUACACCUGUAACAGGGGUUUUUCUCUUAUUGGAGAUCCCACAAUUCACUGUACCGUAAAUAAGGACCUUGAGGGAGUAUGGAGUGGUCCACCCCCUGAAUGUAAAGUGGUCAGAUGUAAAAAUCCAGAAGUGAAAAAUGGGAAAAAAUUAUCUGGAUUUGGCACUGAGUACACGUAUAGACAUACAGUGACCUUUGAGUGUUAUCCUGGUUAUUUACUGAAUGGUAGUAGUACAGUUACUUGUGAAGCAGACAAUAGCUGGAACCCGCCUGUGCCAACGUGUGAACCAGGACAGCACCCCAAUGCGCUCUGUAAAGAGCCCCCUACAGUUGACAACGGGAUGCACAAUGGCACAAAGAGCACGGACUUUGUCCCUGGCUCCGUUGUAGUUUAUAAAUGCAAGGAUGGCUUCACCCUCACUGGAGCAGCCUCUAUUCACUGUAAAGUGGAUCACCAACACCAGGGAGUCUGGAGCAAGCCUACUCCUGAAUGCCAAAGUGAUGUUCCUCCUGUAGGAGAGCACCCCAACGCUCUCUGUAAAGAGCCCCCCACGGUUGACAACGGGAUGCACAAUGGCACAAAGGGCACGGACUUUGUCCAUGGCUCCGUUGUAGUUUAUAAAUGCAAAGAUGGCUUCACCCUCACUGGAGUGGGUGUUCUUCGGUGUAUUGCAAGAGAUGAAUACAGGGGAGUCUGGAGCAAGCCCCCUCCUGAAUGCAGAGGUGGAGCAAACAUGAUCAUUGUUGGAAUCUUCCCCCUCCUCCUGGCAAUGCUGAUUAUGAACAUCUAG
This is a messenger RNA of Eurypyga helias (sunbittern), 1113 nucleotides long. RefSeq names its product complement receptor type 2-like. The transcript is spliced from 8 exons. The annotation marks the transcript as partial. The record is from RefSeq and is a predicted model, not a curated record. Lineage: Eukaryota; Metazoa; Chordata; Aves; Eurypygiformes; Eurypygidae. Gene Ontology annotation, biological process: negative regulation of complement activation, classical pathway.